GUCAUUCGGCCGUGUUGUCUUCUUAAGUAGUAGUUUCCCAUCAAAAACCGUGUCUCUCAUUCAACAGCAAAUGUAACCGACUCACAGAAAGCCACGAUGGGAUGUUCACCGAGACGCUUCCUCGGUGUUAAACCGAGCAGGGCGCAGAUGUUGUUUCCUUUUCUGCUGACAUUCUUGCUCGUCGGGGGCGAAGGCGAGAGCACCGCGAUGGACCACGUCUCCACUGAGAGGCUGGCUGAGGAAAGCCACCGACAGGACAGUGCCAAUCUACUCAUAUUCAUAAUGCUCCUAACGCUCACCAUCUUAACCAUAUGGUUGUUCAAACACCGGCGAUUUAGGUUCCUGCACGAAACAGGACUUGCUAUGAUCUAUGGCCUAUUGGUGGGUGUGAUCCUGCGUUUUGGCGUCCAUGUGCCCCAGAACAUGAGUGACGUGGUCCUCAGUUGUGCUGUCAACGCCAGUCCCGCUACCCUGCUGGUCAACGUCAGUGGGCGAUUUUACGAGUACACUCUGAAGGGGGAAGUCAGCCGCGGCAAAGGUCACCAAGUGCAGGACGAUGAGAUGCUGAGAAAGGUGACUUUUGACCCCGAAGUGUUUUUCAACAUUUUGCUGCCUCCCAUCAUCUUCCACGCCGGUUACAGUCUGAAAAGGAGACAUUUCUUCAGAAACAUCGGCUCCAUCCUGGCCUAUGCUUUCAUGGGAACAGUUAUCUCCUGCUUUGUUAUUGGGCUGAUCAUGUACGGCAUCGUGUCCUUCAUGAAAGUUGUGGGCCAGCUUGGGGGCGAUUUUUUCUUUACUGACUGCCUCUUCUUUGGGGCCAUCGUUUCAGCAACAGACCCAGUGACGGUGCUGGCUAUCUUCAAUGAGCUAAAAGUGGAUGUGGACCUGUAUGCUUUACUCUUCGGCGAGAGCGUCCUCAAUGAUGCUGUGGCCAUCGUUCUCUCUUCCUCCAUCGUGGCGUACCAGCCUGCAGGAGACAACAGCCACAGCUUUGAGGCCAUGGCCAUGUUGAAAUCCUUCGGUGUUUUCCUUGGCGUCUUUAGUGGGUCCUUUGCUCUUGGGGUGGCCACUGGAGUCAUGACGGCUCUCGUGACCAAGUUCACCAAGCUGAGGGACUUCCCCUUGCUGGAGACGGCUCUCUUCUUCCUAAUGUCUUGGAGCACCUUCCUUUUAGCCGAAGCCUGCGGGUUCACAGGCGUAGUGGCUGUGCUGUUCUGUGGGAUCACUCAGGCUCACUACACCUUCAACAAUCUCUCCCCUGAUUCUCAGGACAGAACCAAACAGUUGUUUGAGCUGCUGAACUUCCUGGCAGAGAACUUCAUCUUCUCCUACAUGGGUCUGACUCUCUUCUCCUUCCAGUCACACGUCUUCAACCCUAUGUUCAUCAUCGGAGCAUUUUUGGCCGUGUUUCUGGGCAGGGCUGCAAACAUUUACCCUUUGUCCUUCCUGCUCAACCUUGGCCGCAAGAACAAAAUUGGAUCCAACGUUCAGCAUGUCAUGAUGUUUGCAGGACUGCGUGGGGCGAUGACCUUUGCCCUUUCAAUCAGAGACACUGCGACUUACGCCCGCCAGAUGAUGUUUUCAACUACCCUCCUAAUUGUCUUCUUCACUGUCUGGAUCUGUGGAGGAGGCACCACGCCCAUGCUGUCCUUCAUGAGCAUACCGGUUGGUGUGGACUCUGAUCAAGAUAACUCUAAUUCAGCGGUGUUGGAUGGGUCCCAGCGGAGGAACACCAAACAUGAGAGUGCCUGGCCCUUCAGGAUCUGGUAUACCUUUGACCACAACUACCUGAAGCCCCUCCUGACCCACAGCGGCCCUCCUCUCACUGCUACGCUGCCUACGUGUUGUGGACCGCUGGCACGAUGCCUCACCAGCCCACAGGCCUAUGAGAAUGAAGGCCAGCUCCACGACGAUGACACGGACUUCAUCCUGAAUGAUGCCAGCGUGAGCUCCAUGUACGCCGACGUCACCGUCAGCACGGACGCAUCCGGCCACACCAUCAACCGCUCCUCCAACACCAGGGACGGCCCGUCUGAUGAAGGUCUGGAUCACGAGCUUGCCUUGGCGGAACAUGAAGUGGCUAUCAGGGGCACACGCCUGGUCCUGCCCAUGGAUGACCCGGUGGAGGCCCCGACCACGGUCACCUUGCCCCCGCCUCCCUCCCCGCCGCGCUCUGAACCUCGCAGGCAUAGGCUGUAAGAAGAUUUACACUAUAAGGAAGCAGUUUGUUGUUCUCAGCUUGAAAAAAUUCGCAAAUCAUCUAAUUUGAUUUCACAAGAAAAAAGUUAGUUGAUUUGCUCGGAUUUGCUAUUGUAAAACAAACUUCUUCAGGUAAGUGGCCAUGUUGACGGGACCAGCUCUCUUAAAUGGUUUAAAAAUAGGCCCAGCUUUGUGAUAAACUUGAGGAGUGCUUGAUUUAACUAAUUUAGGUGGAUUCCUGUAAUCAUGAAUGAGAAUGCACUACAUGUAAGAUACUUUAAAUCAAGUGCACCUCAAGUCUAUAAAUUACAUAAAAGAUGCACAUUUGGGGAAGCUAAAAAAAAUGGGGCUGUUGUAUUUGCUCCUACGUUUGUACUACUGUGGUGAUAUGCCAGUGCUGUUAUCUACGCUCUAUAAAAGCCCCAACUCCUUCUGACUUUAUGGGGAGAUCCCUAAAUGUUACAUAUGCAGUUUACCCUUUUCUUUGUGGUGAAGUUGCUCCAGACAACAGGACCUGUAUUUGUCAAGUAUUUGUAAGAUGCCCUACACUUUGCUCUACUAACAUUCAGUGGUGUCAAAGAGUAUUUACACUACAGCCACAUUACUAAUCUUACUCCUCCAUCCACAGACUGGUAUGUAUCCGGUAUGUUUGUCUCCCUCUCAAAGUUGUUAUGUAGGGAAGGUUCAAAGGAGGAACUGGGGAUUUUGAUUGGCCAAGGUGGGAGCUACUUGAUGAGGACAUUGACGUCUUUGAUGGGAGUAGUAUGAGGAGCUUUAAUUUUAAUAGAAAUAAAUAUGAGGUACAAGAAUAUACCAUUUGCCCAAAAAACUCAAACUGCUUCCACAACAGGGUCCAGGAGCAAAUUUGAGCACUGCCUGUCUCUUUUCUUCAUGAUCAGUCUUUUCACUUAUUCUUUUAUUUAUUUAACAAAUAAUAUUUAUUUAUAUAAUGAUUUAUUUUGUUUAUUUAUUUUUUAUUUAUUGUUUUGUGGAGUGACAUUAAUGAUUGCCCUGUUUGAAAAUAGGCCGCUGCUUGGUGGUGAAAGGCUUUUAUGCACUUUUUUUUAACAAAACACUACGACUCUUCCCACACAAGGUACAUUGUACAGUAGGGAAGUUAUGAAGAAGGUAGAUAUUCAUCAAAGGAGAGUGUUCUUUACCAUGAGUGUGCAUGUUAAAAUAUCUCCUUCCUGUUCUGUAGCAGAUCCUUCUACUUCCCUGUGUGUAUUUUAUAAGUGUGUGUGUGUGGCUGAUGUGUGGUUAUCAGGGCUAAUGUCUGUUUCUGGGUUUUCUGUCUUCAUCUAAUCUUCUUUCCAAAAAGAAAAAAAAAAGUUACUGCCGUUUUCUUUGUGAUGUCGUAUUAUCAAAGAUAACUGAGGGCUGGCUGAACUGUUUUUGACUUAAAGUGCCUAUACAGAAAUUCAAUUACUUAUUGUAGAAUUGUAUAUAUUUUGAUUUGCUAAUGUGCAGUAAGAUUAUCUUUCUUGGUUUUUAUAUGACACAAACCCCUUUGACUGGUGUUGAAUAUUGUGCUCCCAGUAUAAUUGACUGCCUAUGGUGGAGAUCACAAAAGAAUGCAGGUUUAAAACAUUGUACUUUUAUUAAUGGGAAAUGAGUAUCACUAAUAUUUAUUUGAUAGAACAAUUCUGGAAAUGUACAGUAAAUGCCACACUCGCUUAAUCAAAAAGUAAAUGUGGCAUUUAACUAUUACACUAUUGGGGGAUGUAUUUGAAUGCAACAAGAAGCCUCAUAUACUAAGGUCAUGGGAAAGACAGGAGGACACCGCUGACUUUUUCCGAAGGCAGUUUAAGUCUUUUUUAUUUCCUUGUUUGGCAAACAAGACCGUAUAUUGACGUAUAUUCUGUUUCCACCUGUGAGAGAUAUUUCGCACUGCGACAUCUCCGUAGUUAACCCUUGUUUGUGCUGUUUUCUGCUUGGUGAUUUUAAUGACUGAGGUAGAAAUUAAUACCUGAUAAAAUCCCACUUUCAAAUGUGCGUUUAACUGUGUCAAGCUGCACAUGAGUUUUCUUCUUGAUCUAAAUGUUAUUCUUAAUAAGAGGUUUGAGUUUCUGCAGUAUUAUCCAGGGGAUGAAUGAAUUAACAUUAUUUUUUAUCAGUAAGGUAUCUUUUCAUUUGUUGUUUAAAUGUUAUUGAACUGUGAAAAACAUGCUCUGUUUAUAUGGGAAUUAUAAACAAACUGUUGUAAUUUUACAAUAGCAACCGCACCCAAAACUAGAAAUCUGAAAAUUCUUACGUUUCUACUGUCUGUGGAAACGGUUUAUAACAGAUGUAUUUGUGAAAAGUACACCUGCAAAGUCUAUAUGUGAUUGUUUUUAAAAAGUGAACUAUUUUUUUUUUGUGUGGGGGGGCAUUUAAAAGAUUGUUCCCUGUGUAGUCCUGAUUUAAUGACAGUGUCUCAGUCUGACAUCUGCAAGUGUAGCCCACCUGAAGAUAAUAAAAACAAU
Molecule: messenger RNA, 4664 nt
Organism: Anoplopoma fimbria (sablefish)
Lineage: Eukaryota; Metazoa; Chordata; Actinopteri; Perciformes; Anoplopomatidae
Product: sodium/hydrogen exchanger 6-like
Exons: 16
Coding region: 97-2199 (700 amino acids)
Biological process (GO): regulation of pH; sodium ion transport; proton transmembrane transport
Cellular component (GO): recycling endosome; membrane
Molecular function (GO): sodium:proton antiporter activity
Source: RefSeq, a predicted model, not a curated record